Postia placenta MAD-698-R-SB12 is the source of this 699-nucleotide messenger RNA. RefSeq lists its product as hypothetical. The record is from RefSeq and is a predicted model, not a curated record. The transcript has 4 exons. Lineage: Eukaryota; Fungi; Basidiomycota; Agaricomycetes; Polyporales; Adustoporiaceae. The annotation marks the transcript as partial.
AGUUUGUUGACACAGGAACGCCGGGUAACGCAUGCGGAUCUCGUCGAGAAGCUUGCCGAUAAGGACAGACGCCGACUGCCUUAUAGGCAAACGUCUCGACGGGAUCCGCUAAGGAACGACGUCUAUCUCAAAUCUGAGAGGGCGACUCUGAUCGGGCAGUCGCUUUUGGCAAUUGGCCUGGGGUACAUUCAUUUUAAGAGCACCGAUGCAACCGUCCAGGACCAAUACACUCAGCUUCGCUCAGGCCCCUCAGCACACUGGAGCGCGAAUGCCGGCAUCCACCUUGCAUCCAUCGAGCAGGAUCCCUCCAUCACGUCAUUCUUGCAACACGCCGCACAACCUGCGUUUCCCGGUCUGCGCAUGACAAGGCCGUCGUUUCGCGUUCACAUUGUCGGGUACGGAGCGUGGUUUAACCAGAUGCACGUCUACCCUGAACGCGGAGGGCUUACUAUAGAGCAAGCCGCAAUUGCCCUCACCAGGGUCAUUCGUCGAGCCUACAAUGUGCGUGUUGUGCCUAGGUCAUGCGCACGCUACUUCUGCUCACUCUCCUCGCAGUACCACGUCGGAAUGAUAUGCAUGCCGGGCGGCGUCCAGCUUGGGCCGACGGGAAUUGUCUUUGAGCAAUUGUACCUCGUCGAGGUGCACCAGGUCUCGAGUGCCUCCAUCCAAAUCACCCUAGCAUUUGAGACAUUAGCAUGA